Messenger RNA from Liolophura sinensis, 7432 nucleotides. RefSeq names its product kelch-like protein 26. Lineage: Eukaryota; Metazoa; Mollusca; Polyplacophora; Chitonida; Chitonidae. Gene Ontology annotation, molecular function: protein binding. The transcript is spliced from 3 exons. The coding region runs from base 120 to 1865 and encodes 581 amino acids. The record is from RefSeq and is a predicted model, not a curated record.
UAUAUAUAUGUAUGCUUUGGACUACAAGGUGCUGCUUCACUGGAACGCAGCCUGGGCUUAAAUCUAGACCGUCUUCCACGACACCGCCUUCCCAAAGACGGCUGAUCUAGCUGUCCACGAUGAGCAAUGGGCGACAGGUGAAGUCAGAGGGAUAUGGAGACUCCGUCAUAAAGAGUCUGGGUGAGCUGAGGAAGAAUGAGGAGUUGUGUGAUUUCUCUGUUACGGCAGAAGGACGGGUAUUUAAGGUUCAUAAGGUGUUGUUGGCUGCCACCAGUGAGUAUUUUCGUGUCAUGUUUCGGGGGCUGAUGCAGGAGAGUCGCCAGGACAGUGUGGAUCUGAAAGGUGUCACAGCAGAUGGUUUACAGCAGAUACUCCAGUUUAUCUACAGCGGCGAGUUGACGCUACACUAUGAUAACUUAACAGAAAUCAUAAAUACGGCUAGCCACCUUCAGGUCUCCAGCGCGCUUGAUGUCUGCAGCGAUUACGUCAACUCGCUGAUGACGUUUGAAAAUGCAGAGGAGUUUCUGAGCAUUGCGGACACUUACUCUCUGGAAAGCGUGCAGUUACACUGGGACAACAUGAUCUUGUCAAACUUUCAGGAAUUCAGUCAGUCCCAAGCAUUUUUGAAACUAAGUGCAGAUAGUUUGUCAAAGUAUCUCGCCAGCGACUCCAUGAGGGCAAGUUCAGAGUUCAAGCUCUUCAAGUGUUUAGAGCUUUGGUUCCAGGGUAACCGCACUCGCAUGAUGGCAGAUGGUGAAAAAGUGCUGAGUCAUGUACGCUUCCCUCUCAUGUCAGAAAUUGAACUAGCUCAUGUUCAACAAACAGAGGUUAUACGAUGUUGUCCAACAGGUGCGAGACAUCUUAACAAAGGCUUCCGUUAUCACAUGGACUGCAAGACAGGGCAUCCUGUCAUUGAAGAGGUCUCAACAAUGAGAACCGAUUCUCCUAGUCUAGUCCUGUUUCACCACGGGUUAUCUCAUAUAGCUUUUCAAGUCACAGCCUAUAACACCUCAACCAGUCGUUUUCAUCGCUUGUUUUCCGAUGUGAAUGGCAGCCGCGACUGCCGAGUGAGUGUUGUGGACAAUUUUGCAUAUAUUUGUCGUGUUGUGGACUAUGGAGGUGGCACCCUGAUGAGUUCACUCUUCAGAUUUGAUCCUCGCCACCUCAAUGCGCAUGAGCUUCGACCAAUGAGAUGUCUCAGGCUGGACUUCGCUCUGGUGACAUUCAAGAAAUCCUUGUACGUGUUUGGUGGGUCCACAGAGCAGUUUGCAAUUCUGGAUUCCGUGGAAGUGUACAAUGUGUUGACAAACACGUGGGAAGACUCGUUACCUCUGCCGACUCCGGCUCACUCGCUCGCUGCUGUUUCCUUCAGAGACAAAAUCUACCUCACUGGGGGCGUGUCAGGCCAGGACAGGCAGGCAACCAAUCGAUUCCUCUGUUACAACCCAGAGGCGCGCACGUGGGAAAACAAACCAGGGAUGUUCUAUGCAAGACGAUUACAUGAUAUGGUCGUGUCAAAAGGCAAAAUAUUUGUACUGGGUGGACUACCAAGGCAAGGAGUACCAUUACAAGGUCAAAUUCCCAUUGAAAGCUUUGAUUUUCAGUCAAAUCAGUGGACGAUGCUGUCGUCAACGUUGAGUGGCAGAUCUGUUGGUCACUACAUUAACUUCGAGGAUCAGAUUCUCUCCCUUGGGCACGAGCACCAUAGCGCCACGGAAGACGAGGUCUGGCUCUACAAUAGUGACAUAGACGAUUGGUCCAAAUAUGCCAAAGCCCCGCAGAGAAUGAGUUUGACCUCAUCUGUCUGUGUGUCUCUCUUUGUGAACUUCUAUGACGAGAAAGUUGACAAAAACAUCAUCAUAUGAUAAGUGAAUCACUUAAGGCACAUGUGCAUGCGAAAUAUGUCUCAGUCAAAUUUCAUUCAGGGCAAGGUUAGUACAGCGACACAACUCUGAAGUGUCAAGUUGCCCAGAGCCUGUUUCUUGAAGUGCACAUACCGUUCCAUACAUGUUACUACUAUCUGAUGUAAUACAUACGAUAUAGUUAGUCACUGUGGUUACAAUUGGCCUAUGAUGGCCUAUGGUGUGUAGCCUUGAAGCCAUAUCCUCAAAAAGCCAGCAGAUAUGUACAUGUACACUGUAUAAAAUUUGUCCUGUGGACCAAUUGAUAUACAAGAACACUGCAAAAUUGUUCUUCAUACGAAUGUGAAAUAGCCACAUACAUAUAUGCUAUUGACCUAUCAUGCCUACUGACAAGGAAAAAAAAAUAAGAGAAAAAGAAAGACAAAUAACAUAGUUUUGUUUGAUAAUGUUUGGAAACUUACAACUAUUUUAAAUACUUUUUUGUGAUAUAAUUAUAUGACCAAUGUUCAGAAGUCUGUUACCAUGGAACUGCCUUAAUGAUUAUCAGUACCUCAACUUUUUACAAGGUGUUUACAAUUUGAGUGAAGAUUUGGUUGAUACCUCUGUAAAUCUUGGUUUAUUUUUAUCCUGACUGUAGCCAUAACUGACUAUUAUUUGCCAUUUCUGAUCAGAUCUCUGCUGGUACAUGUAUAACUCUGAUGAAAAAGAUCAAUAAUCAUUGAAUUUCUUAAAAAAAUGAAAAGGUAGCGGUAGCUCCAAAGUUGUAUGCAAACUGGUAGUCCUCCUGAGUAUUUGGCCUAUGUUUAUGUGCCCCAGAUUUGUGUAAGUUUACUUGAACUCUCUGCAAGUACUUAACAAUGAGAUAUGAAUUUAACACCAAAUAACACUACUUUAAAUACAGGCAUUACGCAAUGUUCUCAUAUUGAGCACAAAACAGCUGUAACAUUUUCUGGAUAGAAACUUACACAUGUAUGUAAUUUUGAUUAAGAAUGUCCAGAUAAGAAAUCAAGAAAUGAGUGAGAAAUCAUACCUUUAAAUGAACAUUUUAUGUCUACUUGUGCAUGUGUAGCAUAUUGAGAAAAAUUUGCUCAAGUCUCAGGUGCAUGUAACAAGCUUGUAUUGUCAAGAGUUACAAUAAGGUUAAAUUGUGACUGCAGUGAAUACUGAACUAAGGGAGAUAACUUGAAUUGCCUUUUACCUACAGCACUACCUAUUCAUGCAUGGCUUUCCUUUUUGAGCAGAAAUCUACCUUGGAAAAGUAGUAAAUGAGUUCUGAUCAAAAUAGGAAGCCACUAUUCCUGCUAAUUUUUUUUCUUCUUUUUGACCAUUAUCUAAUAAACACCCUGGCAUGUAGUGUUAUUCACCUGGUGGAAUACCGUUUACCUGAAGAUGCUAUGGUUACGGUUAUGUGUUAGUAAAACGGAUAAUGAGAGCAAAUUGAUGCCGAGUAAGCUAUGAAAAUACAACAGGAAUGGGCUACAUGUAGAACAGCAUUAGGGCAAAAAAGUUUUCCCUGUCAGGAAAGAUCUUUAAUACACGUGAUCAUGGUUACCAUCAGUGUUAAUGGGCUAAUUGGAUACAGGUUGCAGGUUGAGUUACAUUCAAGGCUUUCUGUCUUCUACUACACACCUAUAGUAAUCAUGAGCUCAUAAUUUGAAAGCAAACUGUGUUUAUACAGCCAUCAAAUGUUUUGAUCAUAAAAGUUGAUUGGUUAAGUUGGUAUUAUAUAUAUAUACGUUUAUUAUGCUUGCUUUGAAAGUAGUUUGGCCUCUUUUAGGAGGAUCUUUCGAAUUUUGUUUUCAACAUGGCAUGGUUUUUGUUUGGUGUAUAUGAACGUAAAGAUCUUUUUUAUGGCAUACAAUUGUUUUUUUAAGGAUAGUCAAAAGUUUCAGUGGCAAUUCAGAACACUUUCUUUGCAAAUCAAGUAGUAAUAUCAGAAUAAUUAAAACUGUUUUAUGUGUAUAUUUUGGCAAAAGCACUAGAUAUUUCUUGAAAUCCGAGGCCACAAAUUUCAGCACAAACUUUCCAUACCCGGCUAAAUGUACUGGCAUUUAAAUGAUGAUACCUGCCACGGAUGAUAUAUGCAUGUGUUCCUGUUAACUUUUGGAAUUUCAUGCAAAGUUGCAGAAAAGUGGCUAUAUUUUCUUCUGAAAGUCUUGUUUUUCUGAUGGACAGAAUUGGGUGAAGAUGAUUUCUUUGACUACCCUAAUUCCUCAACAGAUUCAACUACAGACAAUACCCUAAUUCUUCUCAAAUUUGGAACAGAUAUUAGUAGUGUUGAAAGCAGAAUAUUACAUUUCUUUACCAGCUUUUUGGAAAGGUAAAGAGGUGAGUAUAUUGUUCAUUAGAUGGUCUAACAAUGUGAGAAGAAAAGACUCAGUAUUCCUGCUAGAGUUACAUAUAUAUGUUGGCUAAAAUGAGCAGACCAGGUGUCCCAAAUUUUAGAAGAAAUAGGGCUAUAUUCAUAUGUUUUGGUAUAGGUGUGAUAAAGAAAUGUUAUCCAAUACAGACAGGUUACUCUAUAACUUCUGUGAUGUUCUUACCCAUACAUGUAUGUAUCCCUACCUGAACUUACCUUUUAGUCUUCAAAGUUACAUUUUCAAAUUGCGUCAUUCUAAUGUUAUACUUUACUGGUUGAAUUUGCUGAGGAGUUGACAGAUAUACCGAUACAUGUAUAUAAUGUGCCAGCAUUGGAAGUAUGCAGCUGAACUAUCUGCCAUUAUCAAGAGGAUACUAUUUAUGUUUUUUAUUUUGUGCAUGUGUGAGAAGAAAUACCUCAGAUGUCAUUGCAUGUAGAUAUGAGAUUUUUGUACAUGAUAUUUUGUUACCAUGCCGGUCAUUGAUGGACCUGUUGCAUUUCUUAUGGAGAAAAUUAAGUGUUUAGAUAUUUAACUUGUUGAUAGGUUUUGGCUUUGAAAACUUUACGAGUGAGGUGAAAUUUACAAUGAGACAUUUAGAUGUAAGUAUUCUUCAUACAGUCAUUUCAAACAAGGUACCAUUUAUUAGGCCAGUUGUAUUGAGCAAAACUAAUGUUUCAGUCUCUUCAAGACGGUUACAUGAACAAGUAGGUGGGUGAUGUUUGUACUAGUGUUUUCCUUUGAAGCAUGAACAGUUAUUCAAUGCAGUAACGUCUCUUCAUUACACUGUGGGUAAUGAUAAGUUCAGGGGUGGAUAUGAACAGUUUUGAGCAGACUUGCAUAUAGGCCUACAUACACUGCUGAUCUUGCACUUCGGUACAAGUGUGUAUGUCCUGUGGCAUUUCUUGUGUUCAGUAUUGUAAUAUGUCCUUGAUAUGAAAUUUUAGAAACAUCUUCAACCCUAAGUCUACAUGUAUAAAAUUUUUGUAUAGAUACUGUAUGCCUCCACGCAAUGUGUUGUUGGCGUGUUUUUAUCAGCAUUUCUCAAUGCUUUCAGUUAUUGAAAGUAAAUUUAGGUGCAAUUUUUGCUACACAAUAAUUCCUUUUAAAGCUUACUGUAAGAUUAAGAUUUUUGAGGUAAAGUACACUUGUAUGAAAGGUAAAGUCUACAUGUAGUUGUUUCUGUAUGAUAUAAGAAGAGAUAAGAAUAGUGCUGCCUGUCUUUAGAAAUGUGACUUAUAAUCAUGGCUGGAGAACCGCUACAUCACCUAUAUGUAUAGCCAAAUUUUUUCUAAUUUGUACCUAUCGAGUGCUAAAACUAUGUUUUAAAGAGAUACCCAGUGAUUUUUCUAUUUACAUAUAUACACAGAUUUUUUUUCUGCUUUGGUUAGCUUACGAGUCAUGAUCAGCAUACAUGUAUUUGUUCAUUUUGCCUAUGACACAUUUUCGUUUUGGAUAAAGAAGAAGUCACCAAGUUUAUGAAAAAUUACCUACCCAUUAUAUUUAAUGUAGAAGGUACCCCGGUGAAGUUUGGUGAAUUUUCUUUUCCCUACUUGAGAGGUUCAAUGAAAACAAAGUAAAUGUAGGUUUAAAGUGGGAUGAGGUUAUAUGUAGUGACAUUUUGUGAGUAAAUUGUGUACUCAUGCUUGUAUGACCAUAUAAAAAGGAUGGGGUGAAAGUUGUUACAACAAAUUGCAAACCUAGAAAUGAGCAGUGAAGUAUUCUGAACCUCUGCAUUUAUGUUCUGGUUAUGUUAUGGCCACAAUGUACAUGUGUAGGAUUGUGUUAAAAUGUGUCACAUUGUGUUAAAAUGUGUCACAUUGUGUGAAAAUGUGUCACAUUGUUUCGUAACUUUAUGUAUAUACAUGCACUGUUGUGUGAAUAGAGAGUAUAAAUUUUGCAAUGUGAUUCAAAUGUUGUGCUAGUGCUUUAAUAGAUAGAGCCUACAUGAUCAUAUCCUCUGGCUGUGACCAAUCCCAUCCUUAUGGGUUACAUAGGGGCCUGGUGUUCAGUUGUUUUGGUGGUGUAAGCAGAUCCGUACCCUGUAAUCGGUAAUCGGAAAGUCUGUGCUAUCCACAGUGCCCAAUUCACAUUGUAUUUUAAGGUACAUGUGUGUUGAUAUUCUCAAUAUAAGACAAUUUGGUCACAUGUACCCGCAAUUAUCCAGCGCUGACUGUUGAAAUCAGUGUGUGAGGUUCUGGAAUUCAUACUUUUCAUAGGUAAGUUUAUCUGGUUAUUUAACACAAUUCAUUCUCCUCAAAAUGUUCCGUUCUGCAGUGCGUAGUAAAACCAGUUGCAUAUGGUUAGUCAAAUGAAUUUAAGAUAUUCAUUGCUUGUCAUAGCAAGCUUAAGGCCUGCAGAUGAGGCUGAAGCCCUAACUAAUGUCUCAUUGUUUGAACAGUUUUAUCAUCAGUCAUUUUAUUGUACAGCACUAAACUGAUUUAUUUAUUCAUUUAUCUGAUACGUGUUUUAUGCCGUACUCAAGAAUAUUUCACUUAUACGACUGUUGCCAGUAUUAUGGUGGAAACAAACCGGGCAGAGCCCGGCGGUAAAUGCGCAGCCAUCCGCAGGUUGCUGGCAGACCUUCCCACAUAAGGCAGGAGACACUAAAUUAAAUAAGGCUACAUUGUGUAUAUGCAUAGGUGCAUUACUCACAUAUUCAUUAUGUGUAUAUGAUCACUUUAUGAUACAUUUGUUAUAAAUUCAUGAUUUAAUGUAAAAAGCUCUAUGGUGUGAAGGAAAGGGAUGAGGAGUCGAUAUAAAUACUACAACUGUGAUAUUCAAGCAUUGUCGUCCUUUUUACUUAACAUGUUACAUGAUUGUUGAAAUGUAUUUGAUCGUUGUAAUUAAAAUUAUUACAUACUGUUAAACUAGCAACAUCUGACUGUUACUUAUGAAACUUUUACAGACUCUGUCAUCCUGAUAUCUGACUGUAUUAUCAUCAUUACCAUGGCUCUUAGUACUAGUGUGUGCAGCAUAUAUCCCAUAUAUGUUUUCUGGCCCGCUAGCUGGCAUAACGCCACAUUACAUGUAUCUGGGCUGUACAGCCAUACUAUCUGGCCUAUUUCCAUUUUAUCUGACUUCGUGAUAACAUGCUAUCUGACCUAUUGCCAUGUCAUCUGACCUAAUGGCAUGUUAUCUGACCUAUUACCAUGUUAUCUGACCUAUUACCAUGCUAUGUAAGCAAUUACCAUGUAAUCUGACCUGUCACCA